AUGACGACCAGUUCCAUAGGACCUGCUGUGCAGAACGCGAAUUUCCCAGUACCGCAAUUCAUCCAGCCAGUUAACUCGACAACCAGCUACUACCACCUUGGGCAAAAUCCACCAUUCGUCGGACGAUACCACUCAGCCUUGCAGAACGUGACUUCCCCAGCACCGCAUUUCAUCCAACCAGUAAACACGACGACCAGCUUCAACUGCCAUGGACAAAAUCCACCAGUCACCGGACGAUACUACUCUGUCUUGCAGAACGUGACUCCUCCGGCACCGCAAUUCAUCCGGCCAGUAAACACGACAACCAGCUUCAACCGCCAUGGACAAAAUCCACCAGUCACCGGACGAUACUACUCUGUCUUGCAGAACGUGACUUCCCUGGCACCACAAUUCAUCCGGCCAGUGAACGCGACGACAAGCUUCAACUACCCUGGACACAAUCAACCAGGCGCCGGACAAAACAAUUCCACCUUGCAGAACGUUACAUCCCCGGCACCGCAACACUUCCGGCCAGCUGCUGUGAGGGGUAAUUCCGCUCGUCGUCGAAGAAAUCCACCGAUCCCCGGACAAGCAUCGCUGCCAGUCUUUCGAUUUGGUUCGUCGCACUCAAGUGGACCAUCUCUGGUACCACAGCAAUACCACAACAACUACGCCCAGUCAGAACCAUCGCUCGCUAACAACGCCCAGCUGACUCAGCCGUACCUGAUGCCCCAAUCUCGCAACCCGUUACCUCGUGGACCAUCUCCGGUGUCCAACCAAUCACGGCCAUCAACACGGUCGAAUGAUCCAUCGAUCUUAUGCUGGGAAUCAACUCUGGCUCCCCCACCCACCUAUCGGUCUAAAGACGAAUCUCUCUUCGAACAGUAUCUAAGUUCAUUGUCGUGGGUGGUGUCUCGCAUGAAGACUAACGACAGCUUGUGUAUUUUGGGUGACUUUAACCAGAGUCAGCUCCGAUGGUCUCCUGCCUUAAGUGGACAUUUUUUCGUUGAUAGUAACAACUCCACAUUAGCCCCCCUAGCAGCUCGGUUUUUGGAUGAACAACACAUGGCAGACCUUCUUCAAAUUAACGGUGUUACAAACGAGAACAACUCGAUCCUCGACCUAUGUCUCAUCAGCAGCGAUAUCGUGGGAAGGUCCAAAAUCUGCAGAGCCCCAGAACCUCUCGUCAAGGAAGUCAGACAUCAUCCCCCAUUACACCUGUGCAUCGAUGAUUGUCAGCCGCUUGAGUUUUCCGAUGUCAAUGCAAAAACCUACUACGACUACAAGAAUGCUGAUUUCCAACGCAUGAACAUCUUUUUUAACACCAUUAACUGGGACGCUACCAUCUCCAGCAGCGAUGUGCACUCUGCAGCGUUGAAGCUAUCCCAUGUGCUUCUGUACGCAGUCGACCAAUUUGUUCCUAAAAAGACCCACAUUCCCCCUGCCACUCCCGAAUGGUCUACCCCAGCCCUCAAAAAGCUGAAAUCCUCCAAGAGAGCUGCCUUGAAAAAGUUUUCCAAGUGCCCUAUUAGUGUCAAUCGCUUAAAUUUGAAUCAGAUCAGCAACGACUACAGGCGGUUGAAUAAGUCACUGUUCCUCGCUCACCAAUCUCGUGUUCAGAACCGCCUCAAACAAAACCCUAAAGGCUUCUGGAAGUUCGUAAACGAGCAACGAAAGGAGUCUGGCCUUCCGUCAACUAUGAUCCGUGACGGGGUGGAAGUCUCAACCUCAUCUGAGAUUUGUGAUGCCUUCCGUGUCCAAUUUUCGAGCGUUUUUGCUGACAACAACCUAAGCGACCCUGAUGUUGCUGCGGCAGCUGACUCGGUUCCUGAUUCCGGUCUUGUCUGCUCUGACCUUCAAGUCUCUCGGGAGGACUUUAAUGCAGCGUGUUCGAAAUUAAAAAGUUCCACGUCUCCCGGACCUGACGGAGUUCCCGCUAUCGUUAUCAAAAAGUGUGCAAAUAGCCUCUCGGAGCCACUCCUUCGAAUCUUUAAUUUAUCACUUUCUCUUGGAGUUUUCCCCAAUAACUGGAAGGAGUCAUAUGUGUUCCCAGUGUUUAAGAAGGGUUGCAAGCAAGACGUUAAAAACUAUCGCGGUAUUGCCGCCCUCUGUGCCGUCUCCAAGUUGUUUGAAGUGAUUGUUUUGGAGUUUCUUCGCCACAACUUAUCGCACGUCGUCUCCGAUGACCAGCACGGGUUCUUCCCUAAACGUUCCACCAAUACGAAUCUUGUCACUUAUAUUUCCAAGAUCCAACGUGCGAUUAGCGAUGGCUAUCAAGUCGACGCCAUCUAUACUGACCUUUCUGCGGCAUUUGACAAAAUUAACCACCGUAUAGCAAUUGCGAAACUUCGCCGUGUUGGCCUACACGGCUCUUUGCUUACGUGGGUAAACUCCUACCUGACCGGAAGAACUAUGUUGGUUAAAAUCGCCGAUAACUUGUCUUUACCGUUUUCUGUUACCUCGGGUGUUCCACAGGGAAGUCAUUUAGGGCCGUUUCUUUUCCUGUUGUAUAUCAAUGAUGUCAAUUUCCUGCUUCGCUGUCCUAAACUAUGCUACGCUGACGAUUUUAAAUUGUAUGCUAUAAUUAAGAGGCCUACUGACAUGGAAGAUUUGCAAGCUCAGGUUGAUUUAUUUGCUGACUGGUGCCGCUUGAAUCAGAUGGUUCUCAAUCCUUCAAAAUGUUCGACAAUUACAUUCACCCGUAAACGCUGCCCAACGUUUUUCAGUUACAAAAUUCUUGGUAACCCACUUACUCGUGACUCUUUUGUCAAGGAUUUAGGCGUGUUGUUGGAUUCGAAGCUUUCUUUUAAAAACCACAUUUCCUAUUUGUGCUCGAAGGCUUCUAAACAGCUAGGAAUGAUUUUUAGAAUGACCAAAUAUUUUCGCGACGUCAAUUGCCUAAAAAUUCUCUAUCUUUCCUUAGUUCGCUCCACCCUAGAGUACGGUUCAGUUGUGUGGGCUCCAUAUUAUCAUAAUGACAUUGGACGAAUCGAAGCGAUUCAACGUAAAUUUACAAGAUUUGCUUUAAGACAUCUUGGUGAGUGUCCAAAUUACGAAACUCGUUGCUCUAUGCUCCACCUUGAUCCUUUGAGUGUUCGUAGAGAAGCUGCUAAAGCCUUUUUUGUUGCUGACCUUUUCCGAUCAAACAUCAACUGUCCUUUUCUUACGAGUGAACUGAACGUCAACAUUAGACGCCGGGUGCUUCGCUCACACUCUUUUCUCGUUAUACCUGGAGCCCGUACAAAUUAUGCCUUCAAUGAACCUGUUUCUAGUAUGUGCAGGGUUUUUGAACGUUGUUACCCUUUUUUCGAUUUCCAUUUGUCUCGUCCCCGUCUGAAGCAUGAUAUUUUUAAUUUUCUCAGGGAAGCAUAUGUGUUUUGACAAAGGUUUAGACCGGUUUAUUUUUAGUUAGUUUUAUUUAUUUAUUUAUUUAUUUAUUUAUUUUUUACAUUGUGCUAGUUUAGUUUGUUAGCUUAAGUUUGAUUGUAUAUAUCCUCUAUGUCAUUUGGAUUGUAAAAUCUGUUGAUAAUAAAAAAAUAAGAGGUUUUGUGCCUAUUUGAGAAGGACCCAUCGGUAGGCGUUCCACUCAAACGGGCUUUUCC
This is a messenger RNA of Culex pipiens pallens (northern house mosquito), 3581 nucleotides long. RefSeq lists its product as uncharacterized. NCBI's taxonomy places the organism in Eukaryota, Metazoa, Arthropoda, Insecta, Diptera, Culicidae. The record is from RefSeq and is a predicted model, not a curated record. The transcript has 5 exons. Bases 1 to 3360 code for a protein of 1119 amino acids.